AUGUUUCUCGUGGGCGAUGAACUAGGUCAUCUCAAAGCACUGCACAUAAACGCUUCAGGAACUCCAUCUGAGCUCGUCCAGCUGGAUAGCGACUCAACCCCGUCUUCUGUUGCCGCCAUCUCUGUUCGCGAAAGCAAGGUCGCAGUCGCAUUUGCAAGUGGCUUAGUGACAAGAUAUACGUGGGACAGAGACAAGGAACUCGCACAAACAUCUUCUUGGAAAGAGACGCGACUACGACCUCAAGAAACAUUUGUUGGCUUACAACAAUCGGAGAGAGGCAUAUACUCUUGCACAUCUAAUGGGGCUCUUCGUCUUGUCACAGACGAUGGCGAGACUUCUCUCGGAUCGCUUCCAGCGCGUUUGUGUGUGUGGAGACAUGAUCCUGCCUCUCAAACAUUCUCGUAUGGUGGCAACGAGGUCGACGUUUCAGUGUGGGACUCUAAAGCAGCAUUCGCUUCCACAGAUGCUAGUGUCUCGUCCUCGAAACGAAAAAGAAAUGAUUUAUUCCCGGGAGAAACUUGGAGGUCCAAGAAUGUACAAACAGAUAACCUUGGCCUUCGACAACCUAUUCGCAUUACAACGUUGAACUAUUUACCGUCAGCCUCAUCUCCUCAACUUCUUGCCGGGACCCAGCUGGGUGACCUUCGCCGCUAUGAUACGCGAGCCGCUCGUAGGCCUAUAUCCCAGUGGGCUGGGAUCGCCAAGACAGGCGGAGUCAAAGUAUUGGAGAAAGGUUUGGCUGACCACGAGGUGCUUGUAGGCGAUCAUGGGUGCAAUCUCUCCUCCGUAGACCUGAGAAACGGUCGCAUCGUCUACUCAUACAAAGGUCUUUCUGGGGCGAUUACCUCUGUGGCUCCAUCUUCACUAUCGCAUUCAGACGGUCGAGGAGCACACUUACUGGUUUCCACGGCGCUCGAUCGAUACUGCCGAAUUCACACCACAUUUCCCCCGCCCGCUGUUGCUGGUUCUAAUCAGGACAAUAGCAGCAAGGGUCAGGUCAUUGAAAAAAUCUUCACCACCAGUGUGCCAACCGUGGUUGCGUGGGACGGUGUUCAUCAGACUCCCGUUCAGCCGCCCGACGAAGACGACGACGUAUGGGACGAAAUGGAAAACAUUGGGAGUGAUGAUGAAUCGGAUCGUAGAAAGCGUCGUCGUACAGAAAACAAGUAA
This is a messenger RNA of Mycena indigotica, 1170 nucleotides long. RefSeq lists its product as uncharacterized. The coding region runs from base 1 to 1170 and encodes 389 amino acids. Gene Ontology annotation, molecular function: protein binding. The transcript has 3 exons. Gene Ontology annotation, cellular component: nucleolus; preribosome, large subunit precursor. The record is from RefSeq and is a predicted model, not a curated record. Gene Ontology annotation, biological process: ribosomal large subunit biogenesis. NCBI's taxonomy places the organism in Eukaryota, Fungi, Basidiomycota, Agaricomycetes, Agaricales, Mycenaceae.